UCACAAAACUAUUGGAGACAAAUUGAGAAUUAAAAGAUUCUUGAAGGGUGACAAUUGAGAAGAUUAUACAAUUCAUUACGUUGAUCUUCCUCAAGAAAAGUCUCGUCUUCUACGGAAUGGAUUACUCACGGAGCUUUCUCGCAUUCUCCCUCUGUCUUAUCCUGAUCCUCCCUCGAGCUUCGUCCGCGUCGAUACGCUUCCUCCCUCGAUGGAGUAACAGAGAUGGGUCUGUGAUAAAGCAGAAGACGAGUGCUUCCUCUCUUGUGUUUGAUCCAACUCGUGUCACUCAGCUCUCUUGGACUCCUAGGGUGUUUUUAUACAAAGGGUUUCUCUCAGAUGAGGAAUGUGACCAUUUUAUCAAAUUGGCGAAAGGGAAGCUUGAGAAGUCUAUGGUUGCGGAUAAUGACUCUGGUGAGAGCGUAGAGAGUGAAGUACGCACAAGCUCUGGAAUGUUCCUUUCCAAAAAACAGGAUGAGAUAGUAUCUAAUGUGGAGUCAAGACUUGCCGCAUGGACCUUUCUCCCUGAGGAAAAUGGAGAAUCAAUGCAGAUACUACACUAUGAGAACGGUCAAAAAUACGAACCGCAUUUUGACUACUUCCACGACGAGGUGAACCUACAGCUCGGUGGUCAUAGGAUCGCCACUGUAUUGAUGUACUUGUCCAACGUCAAAAAAGGAGGAGAGACAGUGUUUCCCAUGUGGGAGGGAGCAACAAAUCAACCAAAAGAUGAUAGCUGGACCGAGUGUGCCAAGGAAGGCUAUGCAGUGAAACCGGUGAAAGGGGACGCGUUGCUCUUCUUCAACCUUCACCUCAACGCGACCACAGAUCCGAGCAGCUUGCAUGGUAGUUGUCCGGUGGUUGAGGGAGAGAAAUGGUCAGCAACCAGAUGGAUUCAUGUUAAGUCGUUCGACAGAGUGGUUAACAAGACGUCUGGGUGUGUGGACGAGAAUGAGAGCUGCUCUAAGUGGGCAAAGGCAGGGGAAUGCGAGAAGAAUCCAGCUUACAUGGUGGGUUCAGACACUGACCAUGGUUAUUGCAGAAAGAGCUGCAAAGUUUGCUCUUCUUAAGAAAUAAAAGUAUAAUGAGAGCUCUUUACUAAAGGAUUAAAGAUUUUUGUAUAGCGAAAAAACCGGUUUUCGCCAUUGAAGGUAGCAAAACCUUAGAAGGACAAAAGUUGAGAACGAUACUGAAAGAUAAUCAUGAUGAUAUGUUACUUAUCUUCUUAAUAAGCUUAUGGUUUCUUGUUCA
Molecule: messenger RNA, 1248 nt
Organism: Brassica oleracea var. oleracea
Lineage: Eukaryota; Viridiplantae; Streptophyta; Magnoliopsida; Brassicales; Brassicaceae
Product: probable prolyl 4-hydroxylase 7
Exons: 7
Coding region: 117-1067 (316 amino acids)
Biological process (GO): peptidyl-proline hydroxylation to 4-hydroxy-L-proline
Cellular component (GO): endoplasmic reticulum
Molecular function (GO): iron ion binding; procollagen-proline 4-dioxygenase activity; L-ascorbic acid binding
Source: RefSeq, a predicted model, not a curated record